Messenger RNA from Abrus precatorius (Indian licorice), 2410 nucleotides. Its product is annotated as putative metallophosphoesterase At3g03305. The record is from RefSeq and is a predicted model, not a curated record. The coding region runs from base 44 to 2272 and encodes 742 amino acids. Gene Ontology annotation, molecular function: hydrolase activity. Lineage: Eukaryota; Viridiplantae; Streptophyta; Magnoliopsida; Fabales; Fabaceae. The transcript is spliced from 4 exons.
GUCACCAACUACAAUCCCGUUUGGUGAAUUUCACCAAUUCAAAAUGAAACUGCGAACCCAAAACCAAAACGCGAUUCUACCCCGCCGUGGAAGUUACACUAACCUUCUUCUCGUUAUUGCCAUUGCGUUUCUGUGUGGCGUUUCCGUAGUUGCAACCAAUGAAAGAGUUACACACAUCAAAGGAGACCCCAAUUCCGUGGUUUGGGUUGUUCAGCUUUCCGAUCUUCAUUUCAGCGUUCACCAUCCAAACAGAGCCCUUGAUUUCACCGAUCACGUGGGUCCCACACUUUCCAUCAUCAACCCCUCCCUCGUUCUCAUCACCGGCGAUCUUACAGAUGGUAAGAGCAAGGACUUACUUACAAUGAAGCAGCAUGAGGAUGAAUGGGUGGAGUACAGGGAUGUGAUGGAUGCUGUUAUUGAGAGAAGUGGAGUUCACAAGAGCUUGUUCUUUGACCUAAGAGGCAACCAUGAUAGUUUUGGUGUUCCUGUUAUUGGUGGUGCCUUUGAUUUCUUUUCGAAGUACAGUAUUAAUGGACAGUUAGGAAGAAAUGGGAGUGUCAAUAGUGUCACCCUUGAGACUCGGGAGCGGAAACAUCUCUUUGUUGGGUUUGAUAGCACAAUGUCAAUUGGCUUAAGAGGUCCAACUAAUCUUUUUGGGCAUCCCACAGAUCAAUUACUAAAUGAUCUAGACUUGGAACUCUCACAGUGGGAUUCUCAGUCAGAAAAGCCAGUUACCAAAAUAUCCUUUGGGCAUUUUCCACUCUCAUUUUCUGCACCCUCUAGUUCUGGAAGGACCCUGGAAGAUGUUUUUCUAAAGCAUUCCAUUUCAGCUUACCUGUGUGGGCAUCUUCAUACCAAAUUUGGUAUGAACUUAAAGCGGCACCAUCAAUUGAGUCAUCGCUCUUUAUCCUUGCAGAAAUUUGUUCAGUUUAAUAUGCACCACAGUUCAUUUGAAAGUACUGUAAAUUGUUCAUUGGGUGUGCCAACAAUUCAAGAGUUUUGGGAGUGGGAGAUGGGUGAUUGGAGAAAGAGUAGAGCCCUUCGAAUUUUAGCCAUUGAUCAAGGCCAUGUUUCUUAUGUUGAUGUUGAUUUCAAAUCAGGGACCAAACAUGCAAUUAUAUUGCCCACUUUUCCUUUGGACUCACGCGACAUGCUGACAUCUUCAUGCCAUCACGACUAUGAAUGUCAAUCUGUGGCCCCUUCUUCUUAUGAGACAAUUCGAGCUCUGGUAUUUUCUGUUUCUCCAGUUGUAUCAGUUGUAGCUAGGGUCUAUGAUUCUCGAUCUGGAAGCCUUGAUUUAGUUGUAGAAACACAUAUGAUCAAGCAUGCUGAUGAGAACUCAAGGGAGAACUUCUAUGUUGCCCAAUGGAAUUACAAAGCAUAUGAGGAUCCUUCUCCCGAUAGAUAUUGGCUUCAAAUUGAAGCAAAUGACAUCACAGGCAGAUCAACUUUGACUGAAUUGAGGCCAUUUUCUAUCAACGGUCAUAAUCUCAAGCUUUCUUGGAGCUGGAAGGAGUUUUUGGUCAUGGGUUGUCAAUGGGCUGUCCUUUAUUACCCACUAUUCUGGUCUGCUCUGUGCUUUAUGUUCAUCUUCCUUCUUCUUCCAAAAGUUCUCCUUGUUUUUACAAAGAAGAUAUACAAUUACAAGAACUUUAUCGCCAAUAAAGGCUUAGUAAAUGGUGUUUUAUGGGUUCUCCAGGAGCUAUGUAGGGUUCACACAUUAUGGUUUGGUUGGAUAGGAUACCUAUUUUAUCUUGUAUUGUUCCCCUGGUUUAUUGGGCAAGUAUUUAGCGAAGGGGAAAACAAAGUAUACAUGACUUAUAUGGGUUGGGCUGUAGCUUCUUCUAAUGGAAAUGGGAAGCAUGAGUAUGUUGGAUCUCCAGAUAUUAUGGUGGUGGUUCUUCCCCAUCUAAUAUUUGUAGUUUUGCCUGCACUUUUGGUCUCUAGUGCUCUGAUGGCUGAAAGAGCAAUUUACCGGGAACACAUGUUAGCAUUUUUGGUGAAGAAAAAGGAUGAUCUUGAUAUGGACUACAGAAAAUCUGUAUUAAAUGGCAACCAAAGCAGCAUAGUAUCUAAUAUUCACUUUGGCAAACGAUGGAUCCGGAAGCUUCUCUGUGUGGUGUGCUUGGCAAUAUGUUGGAAGCAUUUUAUGAAUUGCAGAACUCUUAUGAAAGCUUAUGAGAUGAACCCAGCGCUCCAUUUCUUUGGCUAUGGUCUUUCAAUUCCCUUCUUGUUGGUGCAUGCUAUCUGCGAAACAAGAACUGUUGAAUGAAACUUGUUCGAAGGGUUCACAUAUACUUGACCAAGUCUACAUGUUUAGAAUGGAACCAGAGGAUACAAUUGUGGUUCUGUGGUCGGUGUUAAAAUUGGUUGAAGCUAGCCGGGUUCAACAAAUAUAUAGACCCAUCAA